Messenger RNA from Dermacentor silvarum, 1181 nucleotides. Its product is annotated as TBC1 domain family member 5-like. NCBI's taxonomy places the organism in Eukaryota, Metazoa, Arthropoda, Arachnida, Ixodida, Ixodidae. The transcript is spliced from 8 exons. The coding region runs from base 1 to 582 and encodes 193 amino acids. The record is from RefSeq and is a predicted model, not a curated record.
AUGGUUCCUGGCAGCAGCAGCUCAGCCAGAUUUUGGUCCUCUCCCGUUCGCAAAUCUCAAUCGACGGCUACUUCGAAGACUUCUAGCAAUGCUGGGUCGCAACAGCUGCUAUCCCAGCAGCAACAGCAACAGCACAAGCAACAUCAGCAACAUCAGCAGAAAAACAAGCAGCUCAACAAACAAGCCAAGCAGCAGCCAGAGCAAACGCCGCGGAUUCAAAUGUCGCCUACAAAGAAACAAUUUUUCGACGAGGAAAUCACGCCUUAUGCGACGUUUCAACUAUCCCCAACUAAAGGCGACCAUGACAUCAACAUCGACGACGAUGGAGAAGAGUUCAAAACGUUCACCAUUCACCACGGGGAGCCAGCAUAUCUCACUAAGGGAAGCCUAGACGCCCCAUCGACGUGCAGCAAGAACGGAAAAGAAGAGUUUUACAGCCAUAGUCACGCGGCCAACAGCCACAGCCUGACAUCGGGCUCCUCCAACCAGGACGAGCUGCUGCGCGCAUACGAAUACGCCCGACGUCACCCGCCGGGCUCCUCGCUGCAGGCCUCGGCCGGCGGCGCCCUGAUGCACUACUGACGCACCGGACGACAGCCACACCACGGGCUCCGAAGGCAGCACCGACCCGGGCAUCAGGCAGUUCACAGAGUCGCCACCAGAGCCCAAUGAGAGGCGACAGGCCGCUUGCAUCACGCCAGGAUCUGGAGGUGGCAUGUCCAAGGACAGCAGCACGAGCAGCUCGAGCAGUUCGAGCAGCAGCAGCAGCGCGGGCUGUCUCGGUCCGGACGGUGGCGCGGAUGACGCGACGCCCGUCAACACGCCUAGCCAGGCGUCGGCUAUACCGGCAUGUUUCGCUGUCUGGGACCGCGCGCCGCUGCCCGGAAGAUCGGGAAUCGUCGCCAGGGCUGGACACCUGCCGCAGGUGAAAGUCCCAAGCCAAUCGAAAGUGCAACCUUCGAAGUCUCAGCAACCACUGCCGCCACCGCCUCUCCCAACAAAAAAGGGCUCGGUGCUGUCGGCCAGUACGCCUGCGCCUACCGUCGUCCCUUCUGCGCCGCCGGCGAGAUUCGUCAAGAAAGGGUUGUCCAGUGAUGAAAGCGACGAGAGCGAAGGCACGGCCUCGACGUUCGGCCACGCGGACGUGGUGCGCGGCAGUUCAUCGAACGAAUUCUCCGAGA